AAAACUAAUAAGUUACAAAAGAAAACAAAUAAAACUUUAGCCGUAGAUUUCGUCAAAUGAAAUAUAAAAUUAUUAAAGCGUACAGCUCAAUUAACGCGUUUGUAGUGUAUAUAAAUAAUCACAGUGAAUUCAGAAAAUAAUAUAAAUAAUACAGUGAAAUCAGAAAAUUAGUGUUAUAACGAAAUGUGUAUCAAGAAUAUAAUAUAAACGUGCGGAUUAUAAUAAUCAACAUAUCGAAAUCCAUAGAAAGGAAUAAAUAUUAAUAAUCAUGGUAGAUAAAAAAGACAAUAAUAAUGUAUACGUGUACUAGGAAAUAAUAAAUAUACAAAAAUCAUAUAAACAUAUGUGUUAGACAGUGUCCUAUUAAGUGUAAAUAAUUCAUCAAUGUCAAUAUUAAUAAAAUGAUAAAGUUACACAAACUGAGUUAUACACAGAAAUGGCAUUUAUUCUCACUUGAAUUGAAGUUUGUUUAAAUAGUGUGUGAAUGCGACCUGGUACCACAACUUUCGUUCAACAACUACUGCAUGAACAAGAGUUUCACGAUGGUCAAGGUUUCUAUUAUGACGAUAUGGCUGAUGCAACUGCUUUGCAUGCUAGUGGAAGUGUCAGGACAAUCUCCGUGUCCUCAAUACUUCACAUAUAUAACUGAUCCUUCGACAAAUGAAAUAAUGGGACAAGUCCAAAUUCCGUCCCCGCCAAGAAACGUCGAGCUUCACUUGAAAGUUGGUCUAAGCAUCGCCGUUGCACUACCGACGAGAUAUGUUGGUCGACUAGAAUUGGCUCACUCGAAAGAAGACUCAGUUCGAAUAGUACAACAAGGUGGACCCUUAUUAUACCGCAUUCUCUUCCCUCUGAGUCGGCCGAUUCCGGUAUUGACUGGCAUAUGGUUCAACGACCAAGUAUAUUGCGUGGGUCCUCGUGCGGUAGGACCGGUCGUUACUUCCAUAGUGCUAGAACAUACUCUAUAUCCGCCACAGAUGGUACCGCUUUCGCAAAACACCCCUUCCUAUGUUCGACCGUCGCAGAAUACUUAUCAUCCAGUAUACAUUCAUCUACCAGAAGUACAGACGAUGAGGCCGUUUUUCACGAUACCGACAAUUCAACCGAGUCGUCGUCCUACUGAAUCGAAGAAAAAACCCCUUACGCCACGUCCAGUAACAACUGAACGUAUCGACCUCUCCGACGAGAUUGACAAAAAUAUUUUCUUAAAUCCUAAUAUUCCGCAAUCUCGACCUCAGCUUCAAUCUCAACCUCAACCCAGUCAAAACAAUGGUGACUGUGGCCGUAGCGUUAAUACUAAUGAAAUUAAUCCGUUGAUCUCCAAAGGGAUGAGCAUAUCGCCAGGACAAUGGCCAUGGUUAGUUGCUCUCUUUCUCGUUAAAAUCGACUUUGAGUUUCAGUGCGCCGGUUCCCUCGUAACCAAGAGACAUGUUAUAACAGCGGCGCAUUGUCUUAAAUUGAACGCCCAGACCAACGUGAACAUACCUCCUAGCACAAUGUUAGCGUCCGUGGGUCGCUAUCGGUUGCGCGAUUGGCGAGAAGCGGGAUCUGUAAAUCGGGAGAUCGAGAGCUAUAUGCUUCAUCCUGACUACACACAUCAGGGCACCGGUGACUCUGACUUAGCAGUUUUGGUUCUCCGGACUUCUGUCGAAUACAGUUCUACGAUCAAACCCGUCUGUUUAUGGCCCGGUCCAUCUAAUCUUCAAAACGUGGUGAAUAAAUUGGGAUUUGUAGUAGGAUGGGGCCGUGAUGAGUUCGGCAAUCCUUAUCUCGCGGAGCCACGAAUGGCAAAACUGCCGAUAGUCAGCCAGGAGGUAUGCCUAUGGAGCGAUCAACGUUUCGUCAGUUUUACUUCAAACCGCACUUUCUGCGCUGGUUUGAAAGACGGUAGCGGUCCAUGUAAUGGCGACAGCGGAAGCGGUUUGGUGCUCCACGAUUCAACCACGGGUCGUUAUCAACUGCGCGGUAUUGUUUCACGAUCAUUGUUCGACUUAAACGAAAUGACAUGCGAUCUUACACAGUAUGUUGUUUUCGUUGACGUGGCCCAAUAUAUGCCCUGGAUUAAUCAACAGAUCUCUAUUCCGUAACUUUCGCAUGAAUUUUGUACAUGUACGUUUUUUAAUAAAUUCAGAAAAAGCGU
Messenger RNA from Dinoponera quadriceps, 2140 nucleotides. Its product is annotated as serine protease gd-like. Bases 525 to 2087 code for a protein of 520 amino acids. The transcript is spliced from 6 exons. Gene Ontology annotation, biological process: proteolysis. NCBI's taxonomy places the organism in Eukaryota, Metazoa, Arthropoda, Insecta, Hymenoptera, Formicidae. Gene Ontology annotation, molecular function: serine-type endopeptidase activity. The record is from RefSeq and is a predicted model, not a curated record.